AUGAAAAAUACAAAAGGUCUCCAAAAACCCGUUUUGCCCGCAUAUUGGCCAAAAACGGGUAACCCCCUCUGGGCAAAACAGGAUACAAUAAAUAAGAUUGGAUAUGCUUAUGACACUCUUUAUCUAGAACUCACGGGACUAGCAAAGAUAACAGAAAAGAAGCUACCAGAUAAAAUAGGUAUAACAAAAAGAUAUGCAAAACCUCCAAAAACUGAGAAUCAGCAUUUUUUAGACAGGAAAAGACUUCAAGACAUACAAAUUCAGGCAACGACGAAUGCAAAAAAUCACACCCAAAUUUUUACACAGAAUAAGAAAAAUAAAACAAUUCAACACUUAGAACCGGAGAAGGAAGAAAUCAGCAGAACUGCUUCAACUAUGACUAGAGGACCCCUAAAGUCAACAGGAGUUGGACAGAAUACGGACGAAUAUAACACUGACUACGACUACUACAAAUAUACCAAAUCUAACCAAUUGGAAAAAUGUUGUCAAGACCACGGAUGCCAGAAUAUUUUCUAA
Molecule: messenger RNA, 516 nt
Organism: Diatraea saccharalis (sugarcane borer)
Lineage: Eukaryota; Metazoa; Arthropoda; Insecta; Lepidoptera; Crambidae
Source: the annotation of a GenBank genome assembly